CGGUGUGUCAUGCUGUUCAUCUUCCUCUCCAUGCUGGUCAUCAUUGUGUAUUAUGAGGAGACCUCGGGCAAUACUGGGUUUGAGAACUUCAUGGACAGUCAGAGCUACGGUGUCAAAUUCUUUUUCACUGCACUGGGUGUCGUCCUUGGUUAUUGUAUGGAGACGGUGUUCCGAUGCGUGGCCAUCAUGUCCCCCUACCUCAAACUCCGCGACCGCGCCCUCCCAGCCCAACAAUCGAUCCUCCUCUCCCCACCAACCAACGCCUUCUACGGCCUCUGGUCCGCCUACCGCCAGCGCCACCUCUACCUGGCCUUCCUCUCCUUCGUCACCCUCCUCGCCGAGCUCUGCCUUCCCGUCACCCUCUCCCACGUGCCCUUCAGCGCCGUCGAGACCUACAUGACGCAGGUGGUCUGCACCUGGCUCAGCGCCGCCAUCCUGGCGCUGAUGAGCAGCACUCUGCUCCUCUCCUUCUUCGUGCGCUGGCCGCACAUGCCCGUGGACCCGCGCACGGUGGCCGGCGCCAUGUUUUAUGUGUGCGACUCGUGGAUGCUGGACUCGCUCGAGGGCAUGUCGGUGCUGGAUAAGCCUGGGCGGGACUGGAGCGUGAGGUCUAUGCGACAUAGGUAUGGGUAUGGGUUUAUCAAUGGGAUGAGUGGGAAGAGCAGGAUUGGGGUGGAU
This is a messenger RNA of Cryphonectria parasitica EP155, 678 nucleotides long. RefSeq lists its product as uncharacterized. The annotation marks the transcript as partial. The record is from RefSeq and is a predicted model, not a curated record. The transcript is spliced from 2 exons. Lineage: Eukaryota; Fungi; Ascomycota; Sordariomycetes; Diaporthales; Cryphonectriaceae.